Messenger RNA from Orycteropus afer afer, 777 nucleotides. RefSeq names its product 6-phosphogluconolactonase (gene PGLS). The coding region runs from base 1 to 777 and encodes 258 amino acids. Gene Ontology annotation, molecular function: 6-phosphogluconolactonase activity. Lineage: Eukaryota; Metazoa; Chordata; Mammalia; Tubulidentata; Orycteropodidae. Gene Ontology annotation, biological process: pentose-phosphate shunt; carbohydrate metabolic process. The record is from RefSeq and is a predicted model, not a curated record. The transcript has 5 exons.
AUGGCCGCGCCGGCCCCGGGGCUCAUCUCGGUAUUCUCGAGCCCGCAGGAGCUGGGCGCAUCGCUGGCGCAGCUGGUGGCGCAGAGGGCGGAGUGCUGCCUGGCGGGAGCCCGCGCCCGCUUCGCGCUUGGUCUGUCGGGCGGCAGCCUUGUCUCGAUGCUGGCUCGCGAGCUGCCUGCCGCUGUCGCCCCCGCUGCGCCCGCCACCUUCGCACGCUGGACGCUGGGCUUCUGCGACGAGCGCCUCGUGCCCUUCGAGCACGCCGAGAGCACGUACGGCCUCUACCGGGCCCAGCUGCUGUCCAGGCUGCCCAUCCCAGAAGGCCAGGUCAUCACCAUUAACCCCUCACUGCCCGUGGAGGAGGCAGCUGAGGACUAUGCCAAGAAGCUGAGAGAGGCCUUCCAAGGGGACUCCCUCCCAGUCUUCGACCUGCUCAUCCUGGGGAUUGGCCCUGACGGCCACACGUGCUCCCUCUUCCCAGACCACCCGCUCCUGCAGGAGAAGGAGAAGAUCGUCGCCCCCAUCAGUGACUCCCCAAAGCCACCACCUCAGCGUGUGACCCUCACACUUCCUGUGCUGAAUGCGGCCCGAACUGUCAUCUUUGUGGCAACUGGAGAAGGCAAGGCAGCUGUUUUGAAGCGUAUCCUGGAAGGCCACGAAGAGAACCCACUCCCCGCUGCUCUGGUCCAGCCACACACGGGGAAGCUGUGCUGGUUCUUGGACGAGGCGGCCGCCCACCUGCUGACGGUGCCCUUUGAAAAGCACUCCACUUUGUAG